Molecule: messenger RNA, 1784 nt
Organism: Periconia digitata
Lineage: Eukaryota; Fungi; Ascomycota; Dothideomycetes; Pleosporales; Periconiaceae
Source: the annotation of a GenBank genome assembly
AUGGCUUUCUUUCCCGACAGAAAAAGACCUACUCCCGUCUAUACAGACGACGAGCUCUCUUCGACAGGCUUGCCGUCCUAUCACAGUACUAAACGCCCGCGGUUGGACAGUUACCCGACAAACACUUUCUCAAAUCCAUCAUCAAGCAGUCGCAGUGACAUAGAUUCCGGUUACUUCUCGGGCUCAUUGGCUACACCUUCGCCGAGCGCCAACACCACAAACAACAGAAAGGUGUCGCUGAAACUUAUAAUACCGGACCAUGUUCUUACUCGGACAGAGAAGCGUCAGCUAGCAGUUCGAAGAACGGCAGCCAUAAAAUGGGAAAGAAGUGGAAAAUUGCAGCGGCCCGAGCCUGAUCAAAAAGAAAUUAGCUCUUCGUACAAUCUCAAGUUGAUGCGACAUUAUCCUGCUGCCGAUGCAGACCCUAGUGAGUCGACACAUACAGCUUCCCAAGACUGCUUCGUGAAGCCUAUUAUCCAAAAAUCUUCUCGUGUCACCAAUCUUCUCGCAAAUUAUCCGUAUGGCACUGUUCCAACCAAGCACCCCGAUGCAUCAUCUUCUCGAGGAAGCCUAGUCGGAGGUGGAAUUCAAGAUUUACAGAGGAACCGCCAGAUCACUGAAAAUACUCUAGGAACACAAUUAGCCUGGCGUAGCUUCUCCUGGCCAGAUCGAGGCGAGAGAGAGAUCAUGGUCGAGUCCGCACUUGGCACUGAUGACUUGGAACGCGAAAUAAGGGGAUUGCCUAAUUCGCUGCCGGAGUGGAAGAAGUUCAAAACCAGUCAAUUCGCAAAACAGAAACUCAAGAACUUGAGGACAGUUGAUGAUCGGAGACACACACCCAAUAAGGGCAAUGGCGUGGGAGAGAAGCAUGCACAUGCUGGAUUUGCGAGGUUGAGCUAAGAGGAGUGGACAUGGCUUGGAGGGUAGUGAUCAACUCUUGAUCUCCUUUGAUUCGACGGAAUCGUAAGGAUAUACGGAGUCGACUGCCCUAAUUCGUAGACUGAUUCUAAUUAGUCAGUAAGAACGGCCUGAUACUGAUGCCUAGGGGCGAGGUUGAUGGUAGCCAAUAGGCGGAUGCUGAUUUGAAUAUGGGAAUGACCCAACGGCGGAAAGGGAGGGAGUGUGCAUGGGGCGACAUAAAUAAGAAUCAGUUUUUAGAUCGUCAAGAUGCCUAUGAGAAAUAUGUGUUGUUAGCUUGUGAUCGCUUUUAGUCCAUAUAGCCUGUCCUUUUCACAUUUUUUUACUUGCACUCAUUCCGUUCACUUCUGCCAACUCUCAACUUCAACUUCAGCUCUUCUCAGGUUUUAUACCACCAAAUAGCCCCUUCUUUGGCCCCCUCCGCAUCAUAACAACAAACCUCGACGUUAAACUCUCAAAUUCAUCCGCCACAUCAGUAUCAUCAUCGCAGUAUCAAUUGCAUCAACUUCAUCUUCAUCAUCACAACAUCUCAUUUGCCGCAUAACCACUACCAAGAAUAAACUGUCCACACCAAUUCAACCAGCACCACAGCAACUGCUUCAAUAUCUCGUUCCGCUAUCCACCAUGUUCAACCUGAACCAACCAAUCACUCACCAACCCGAGAUCUCACCUCCAACCCCCGAACCCCAAGACCAACGACCCCCACAAGCAUCACGCAUUACACCAUCCACCACCACAUCUCCAGCCCCAUUUUCCGAACUCUCUCAUAACGCCACCACCACACAAAACUCGGACACCACACCACCCACCGCCGCCACGCCGCCACCCCCGGAUCCACAACAAGAGCAAGUUCAGAACCUCUUCCU